Phytophthora nicotianae INRA-310 is the source of this 1053-nucleotide messenger RNA. RefSeq lists its product as hypothetical. The record is from RefSeq and is a predicted model, not a curated record. The transcript has a single exon. Lineage: Eukaryota; Oomycota; Peronosporomycetes; Peronosporales; Peronosporaceae. The coding region runs from base 1 to 1053 and encodes 350 amino acids.
AUGAGUUUCUCGAUUGUCGGACCAAUUUUCCAGCGCGUCCGUCGGCAUGAGUGGUUGGAUACGUCGGUUCUCCCAUCUAAGCCGGCACUUGGUACACGAAGUGGUUUCCCUAAGGGAGGCAGCUCUGCCCGGGAAUCUCGGGAUGGCACUUCGAACUCGCUCUUACAUUACAAUAAUAUUCACCACAGCAACCUACGGUCACUUCAAAACUUAGCGUCGUACUCACCUCUAAGCGGGAACGGUACACUAGUUGGUGUUGGUGAUGCAGAAUAUGUCAACGCGAAGCUCUUGGAGAUGCGAAGGAUUGCGCGUCGACGAGAGCAGUGCCGCAUCAACCAGGCUCGCUAUCGUUUCAGGAAAGAACAAAGGGCACAAGCGAGUCAUAAGACAGUACUUAAGCUACGCGAAGAGAUUUCUCAACUGGAGCUAGAACGAAGCCGCCUCCUCUCUAGUGUCAAGCAGUCUGUUUUCGAUGUGGUGGUCGAGUACUUCCACCACUUUCGUCAUGGAAUAGAAUCUGGUCAGGACAGUCUCGCUCAAGACCGUCAGGUUCAAGAGAAGGUCAGGUUCCUCCAGUCGUCGAUGGCACCGAACCUUAGUCUCGGCGAGUGUCGUGGUGUGGAUACUCUCAUCGAUCGGUGGCAUCGAUUUUCUUCGUACUUCGAGAAGCUACACUUUCAACUCGAGCACAUGAGGGAGGUCGCCCCGAGUCUUGUCGUUGUAAGAGCGUCCUUGGCCGUGACGGUGACCAAAACUACUCUCAAGUGUGUGUUCCUCCAUUUGUUGGAAAACGAUCAAGACUUGAAGCUGACAAGAGUUGGAGCAAAGCUGCUAGGACGGCGAUUGCAACUGCCUUGCUCGCUUUGGUUUGAAUGGGAUGAAGGUAGUAACAAGGUCGUGCGCCUAGAGACGUCGGUUGAUAUCUUGAUACCAGUCAAGAAAGUGAUGAAAUCAGUGGAAGACACAGCAUUGGUGUUAAACCAAGCGAUGGCCACUGGAGACAGCGAGUUAGAUAUUUCACUACUUUGCAGGAAAGGAACGACAGGUAGUUGA